This is a messenger RNA of Amblyraja radiata (thorny skate), 2109 nucleotides long. RefSeq names its product excitatory amino acid transporter 1. The coding region runs from base 381 to 1949 and encodes 522 amino acids. Lineage: Eukaryota; Metazoa; Chordata; Chondrichthyes; Rajiformes; Rajidae. Gene Ontology annotation, molecular function: glutamate:sodium symporter activity; L-glutamate transmembrane transporter activity; neutral L-amino acid transmembrane transporter activity. Gene Ontology annotation, cellular component: plasma membrane. Gene Ontology annotation, biological process: L-aspartate import across plasma membrane; D-aspartate import across plasma membrane; L-glutamate import across plasma membrane. The record is from RefSeq and is a predicted model, not a curated record. The transcript has 11 exons.
UCUCCACCCGCUUCUCCCUCUCACCUCCCCUUCAUCUCCAGUCCCGUCCCUCCCACUGCCGGCUCCACCCCGCGGGGGCCGCCGCCUUCCCUCCGCUCCACGCCCGCAGCCGGAGCCGCCGGAGUCCGCCCUGUUGUACGAUUUCUUGUGCUGGUGAAUUCCGGGUCCCUUGCUGCGCCAAGGAGAAGAUUCCCCGCGCCGUGUCCAGGACUUAAAGGCACCACAUCCGAGGGGGCAUUCGCUUCUUCACGCCCGCAGAUUCCUGAUCGCAAUUGCCUGCAGUGCCUUGGAUCCACGCUGCAUUCAGUCAGGCAUUACUGAGAAAAUAACUGCUGGGAUCACAGGGAACCCUAAUCCUAAAGGCAGUGGUGAUAAAUGCAAUGGAACGCAUCCAGCAAGGCUUCCAGAAACGCACAGUGGCCAAGUCACGGAGUCGGAGGGUUACCUGUGAAGAUGUGAAGAGAUUUGGCAAGAACAACUUGUUUGUGCUGUUCACUGUGGCAGCGGUGGUGGUUGGGGUUGUACUGGGCUUCUGUCUCAGGAAAUACCACAUGAACUAUCGCCAGGUGAAGUACUUCUCAUUCCCGGGAGAACUGCUGAUGCGCAUGUUACAGAUGAUGGUGAUGCCACUCAUCGUCUCCAGCUUGGUGACAGGAAUGGCUGCUCUGGACAGCAAGGCGUCUGGGAAGAUGGGACUGCGGGCAGUGGUGUACUACACUACCACCACGGUGCUGGCCGUCAUCACCGGCAUCAUCAUGGUGCUAAUCAUCCACCCCGGGGCAGGGGGCAAGGACAAGAUGCACCGCGAGGGCAAGUUCGAAAAAGUCCACUCCACUGAUGCCUUCAUGGACCUGAUCAGGAACAUGUUUCCCCCGAAUUUGGUCGAAGCUUGCUUUAAACAGUUCAAAACAGGAUACGACAGAAGGAAAGUGAGCCGAGCGGCACUGGGGAAUGUGAGCCAUAGCCCAGCCCUGUUCAUCACCAAUGUCACACAGGCCAUGAAGCUGCUGCUGGAGGCCAGAGACGAGCUGGUCCCUGUCCCUGGCACCGUCAAUUCUGUCAAUGCCCUGGGCCUUGUGGUGUUCUCCGUGGGCUUCGGCCUGGUCAUCGGAGCCAUGAAGGAGGAGGGGAGAGCUGUCGCAGAAUUCUUCAACUGUCUCAACGAAGCCAUUAUGCGCCUGGUGUCCGUGAUCACAUGGUACGCUCCGGUGGGCAUCCUGUUCCUGAUUGCGGGUAAGAUUGUGGAGAUGGAGGACAUGAGUGUGGUGGGUGGGCAGCUGGGCAUGUACACCAUCACAGUGAUUGUGGGGCUGAUGAUCCACGCGCUCAUCGUGCUGCCCACCCUCUACUUUAUCAUCACUCGCAAGAACCCAUUCGUUUUCAUCGGCGGCAUGGUGCAAGCCCUGGUCACGGCUCUUGGCACCUCGUCCAGUUCGGCCACACUGCCUAUCACGUUUCGGUGCCUGGAGGACAAGAUAGGCCUGGAUAAACGAGUUACCAGGUUUGUGCUGCCGGUGGGAGCCACGAUUAACAUGGACGGCACUGCGCUCUAUGAGGCUCUUGCUGCCAUAUUCAUCGCACAGGUGAACAACUUCGACCUCAACUUUGGCCAAAUCCUCACCAUCAGCAUCACGGCGACCGCUGCCAGUAUCGGUGCCGCAGGAAUCCCCCAGGCAGGCCUGGUUACCAUGGUGAUCGUCCUGACAUCAGUGGGACUUCCUACCGACGACAUCAGUCUCAUCAUUGCAGUGGAUUGGUUCCUGGAUAGACUGCGGACUACCACCAAUGUGCUGGGAGACUCCCUGGGUGCCGGCAUCGUUGAGCACCUCUCACGCCAUGAGCUCCAGGAGAUGGACCUCCACGCGAACGAGCAGAUGAAGAAACCUUACAAACUGAUGAAUCAGGAUCACGAAAACGAGAGGGUCCUCGGCAGCGAGACCACCAUGUAAAGACUUGAGGAGCAAGACUAGAGACAAGAGCAGUUUGAUCACUGCUUGUGACAUGGACAGUGUGACCACAGUAGAGACAUGGACACUGACCACAGUAGAGAGAAGGAUACUGAUCAUAGAGACAUGGACAGUAUGACCACAGUAGAAACAUAGAAAAUAG